AUGUCAAGGUUGGACAAGAUGAUGAGUGCACACAAACGGAUUCUUAUAACAGGCUUUCAAUACCCUUCAGGUGCUGCAAAUGGAAUUGGCCGAUACUUGACAUUAUACUUUCUUCGCAAAGGACACCAAGUCUGUGGCAUCGACAUUGACGAAACAUCACUCGACAAGCUCAAGCGUGAAAUAUUCACAGACUCAGAAAUCCAACCCGCAAAAAGCUUGUUAUUGAAAUGUGAUGUCUCAUCAGAACCGCAAAUCGUUCAUACAUUUCAAACUGUCGCGACACAGUUUGAUGGACUUGAUGGGCUAGUUAACAAUGCUGGACUAACAAGAGCCCAAUUCAAGUCUGAAAAGCUCGAAGACGUGGAACUUUCUGAAUGGCAGCGAUAUCUGGAUGUGAAUUUGACUGGACCGUUCUUGAUGUGCAAGCAUGCUGCUCCGUUUUUGAGGAAGUCGAAGGGUAGUAUUAUCAAUAUGUCGUCGACAAGGGCAUUGAUGUCUGAACCGAGGUCGGAAGGGUAUGCUGCUACAAAGGCGGGUUUAGUAGGCCUCACACACUCACUCGCUAUGAGUCUUGGGCCUGAUGUGCGCGUGAACUGUGUAUCGCCUGGUUGGAUUGACACACGCGACGAAGUGGAAGCGACCCCUCCUCCAUUGACCGAGGCAGACCACAAACAACAUCCUGUUGGACGAGUUGGAGUUCCAGACGAUGUCGCAAGGCUCGUCAACUUUUUGAUUUGUGAUGAGGGAGGAUUCAUGACUGGGCAGAAUAUCGUACUUGAUGGAGGGCAGUGUUGCUACUUGCUGCAUUUCUGGCUCACACCUACCACACUUUCCAGGCAUGACGAAGAAGAUGAUUUACGUGGAUUAGAUGUAAACUCUGUAACGCAUCCAAUCAACGUCUCCUGGCUGUUCCCAUCCAACACAGCGACCCUCCUAAAGUCGUGUCCACCUAAAUCAGACCUCCUCGACGCUCUAGGCUCAAUAUCAGGCUCGUCGGGCCCAACAGAUGAAAUCCUAUCAAAGAGAAAAGCUAUUGGCAAAUCAGUGGAAUCGUGCCAGGGUCAAAAAGUAUGUGAGGAUCAGGAACGGAAUGGGGGACGAGAGGAAGAGGAGCUGGCUGAAGCUGCUGCUGUUGAUGUGAUGGAUGAGAGUUGGGACUCGUUGGGUGGGGCUGUUACAGAGACUGUGUUUGAGGGUAUUGGUGGUGUGGAGCAGAUUCCGGCGUCGUUGGAUGAAGGGUUGGUUAAUUUGUUGAGGGCUGCUGGGUACUCGAAUGCUCUUUUGCAUGGACAUCAUCAGGGGAACUUUGCCAUGAGUUCAUGUCCUGGAAAGAAGGUGCGGUUAGACAGUGGACCAGUUAACGGACGCGCUGUAAUCAACCGAGAUCUAGACGCCGAUUUUGCUCGUAUGGCAAGUCUGGAUAUUCGAACUGUCGUCAACUGCCUGUUUGAUCCUGAACUCUCGUAUCUUGGAGCGUCGUAUAAUUUAUACGAAGAAGCUGCUACCAAACAUGGAAUCAAAGUAUUACGGUUACCUAUGAUGGAAGGCUCGUGUCCUGAAGCCUUUGACGAGCUGGACAAGGUUGUUGUUGAGAUUUGCUCAACCAUAGAAAGUGGAGGGUAUAUCUUGUGUCAUUGUCGAGGAGGGAUCGGAAGAGCUGGACUCGUAGCCUGUUGUUUCCUUCUCCGAACAGGACUUUGUCGAGAUCCGGAGCGUGCCAUCAGACUUGUUAGGCUGAGACGGUCACCCAAGGCUAUUGAAACGCGUCGGCAAGAAGAUUACAUAUCAGCAUAUCACAUCUGGUUGAAAGACGGAAGGCCUCCUAACAGAACAAUGGGUGUGAACGGGCCUAUUUCUCAGUCUAAAGUGGUGCUGAACAAGGUUUCAGCGUCUUGGGGGCCGGCGUCUCUGUCGCCGCGUUCGCUUUCUUCAUAA
This is a messenger RNA of Synchytrium microbalum, 1935 nucleotides long. RefSeq lists its product as uncharacterized. Gene Ontology annotation, molecular function: protein tyrosine/serine/threonine phosphatase activity; oxidoreductase activity, acting on the CH-OH group of donors, NAD or NADP as acceptor. Lineage: Eukaryota; Fungi; Chytridiomycota; Chytridiomycetes; Synchytriales; Synchytriaceae. The record is from RefSeq and is a predicted model, not a curated record. The transcript has 12 exons. Bases 1 to 1935 code for a protein of 644 amino acids. Gene Ontology annotation, biological process: dephosphorylation.